Molecule: messenger RNA, 1233 nt
Organism: Tauraco erythrolophus (red-crested turaco)
Lineage: Eukaryota; Metazoa; Chordata; Aves; Musophagiformes; Musophagidae
Source: RefSeq, a predicted model, not a curated record
GGAGUUGAAGUGAGGGUUGCCAGAAUAUUCAAUACGUUUGGUCCUCGAAUGCAUAUGAACGAUGGUAGAGUUGUCAGUAAUUUUAUUCUACAAGCUCUCCAGGGAGAACCGCUAACAGUCUACGGACCUGGAACUCAGACGAGAGCUUUCCAGUAUGUCAGUGAUCUUGUGAAUGGGUUGGUGGCGUUGAUGAACAGCAAUGUCAGCAGUCCUGUCAACUUGGGAAACCCAGAAGAGCACACUAUCCUAGAAUUUGCCCAGUUAAUUAAAAAACUUGUUGGCAGCGAGAGUGAAAUCCAGUUUCUCUCAGAAGCACAGGAUGACCCUCAGAAACGAAAACCUGACAUCAGAAAAGCCAAGUUGUUGCUUGGCUGGGAACCUGUGGUCCCAUUGGAAGAAGGUUUGAAUAAAGCAAUUCAUUACUUCCGUAAAGAACUUGAGUAUCAGGCAAACAAUCAGUAUAUUCCCAAACCAAAACCUGCAAGGAUGAAAAAAGGAAGAACAAGACAUAACUGAAGACUGUUAGUUGGGACAGGAAAUUCCCUGCUUGACAUUUGACGGAUGUAAUUUUUUUUUCUUCUUGUUUUUUUUUUUUUUGAGAGAGAGAGACUUUGAAACAGGUAUCAUGAAGAACAAACUGGAAUUUCAUUCUGAAGCUUGCUUUAAAGAAGUGGAUGUGCCUAAAAAUAACAAACAAAUAUUCCCCUUCCCCUGCAAAUCUUGCCUUGCACUUUUUAAAUCUGUCUUUUUAUGUAAAAUAGAGUAGAAGCAUCUUUUAGUAUCUUCAAGUUUUAUAUCUUGCUGUGAGAUCAUUUUGUUGUGACUGUCCUUGACAGUUUUAUUUACUGGUUUCUUUGUGAAGCUGAAGAUAAACACAAAUGGGAUGGAAAAUGCCAAUUUAUUUAUAAAAUGGGUACUAUAUAAAAUAUGAGAAGUUCUACUAUGCAUAAGAAAAAAGCUAGUCAUAUUGUCAGGUGAAAGACACUGACAUCUAAGUAUAAAGGAGUUUAAAAAAAUUCUGUAUGAGAGCUUUAUGUAUUCUUUAAAGGAGAGAUUUUUUCAAAGGUUUAGUUUUAGUUGUACACUUGAAUUUGAGAUAUUUUCAUUGAUUACCAUGGAUAAGGAUAUUUUGAAUCACUACUGUGUUGUGCGUACUCUGGGAAUAAAGUUAAUGUAUUAUUGAUUACAGUGGUUGAAUAUGCUAUUUUAAUAAAAUAUUGAAACUUCUGUUUA